This is a messenger RNA of Rubroshorea leprosula, 743 nucleotides long. The record is from the annotation of a GenBank genome assembly. NCBI's taxonomy places the organism in Eukaryota, Viridiplantae, Streptophyta, Magnoliopsida, Malvales, Dipterocarpaceae.
AUCAUUUCUAAGUUUCAGCACAAACAGAAACGCGUCACAUUCCUGAGUUUCAAUCAACCUGGUUUCGAAAUCGGUUUCCAUUUCUAGGACAGAUUUCCGGCGUCAUCGCCUUCCUCUUUUAUACAAGGUGGGUUUUCUUCUUCUUUCCUUUUUUCUUCAAUGUCGUUUUUAUGUGAUCUAUGGAUCUCUUCCUUCCCAUAACAUCCAUCCCCUUCAUGAUUCCUGCCUCAAAGCGUUUAGGCGAAUAUCUGAAACCUUUUGAUGUUGAGCAAAAGUAAAGCCUAUGGUAAGAAGAAUUACCAUGUCUUAAAGCCUUCCCUAGUAACACAAACCUGUCUCAAUUUCAUUAGAUUAGUUUUAUCAAGUCUGUUGAAUAUAACCAAGCACAUACUGAAGAAGCUGUGGGCGUUGUCUGGUGCUGGUUACAAUUUAGGUGUGCUUCCCAAUCAAUCAGAGUUGGAGAUUCUUGAGAUGGGACAGAGUUGCCGCUACUGAGUUGAAUUAUCCUAAUUUAAAAUCUUGCUAGGUGGGAAGGUUUUAAGUAAGAUUUAAGUCACUUUUUUGCUACUUGAGAUUUGAUACAUAUUCUUGUCAUGGGAUGAGAAUGAUUUUCCUGUCCUUUUGUAUUUCUUGUGGUUUUGAUUGACAUUUGUGGAAUCAUCAUCAGUGUUGUGAGUGGGUAUACAUAUUUUCUUCCUUUCAUUUUUCUGAUUUGGUAGAAGCAAUAGAAGGAUUAUGUCUAU